GUGCACAUGAAGCGCGUCGACAGUCAGCAAUCCGGUAGCUGUAAAUAUGGGACUCCGAGACGAACUCCUUAAGGCAAUUUGGCAUGCAUUUACAGCAUUGGAUGUGGAUAAAAGUGGGAAAGUGUCUAAAUCACAGUUGAAGGUACUUUCCCAUAACCUCUGCACGGUGAUGAAGAUCCCUCAUGAUCCUGUAGCACUAGAGGAACACUUUAGAGAUGAUGAUGAAGGUCCGGUUUCCAAUCAGGGAUACAUGCCCUACCUGAACAGAUUCAUUCUGGAUAAGGUGCAGGACAACUUUGACCGAAUGGACUUUAACAAGAUGUGCUGGACUCUCUGUGCCAGAAAAAACCUCAACAGAAACCACCUGCUUAUCUCAGAUGAUGAUGCAUUCAAGAUCUGGUGCAUUUUUAACUUCCUCUCUGAAGAAAAAUAUCCUUUGGUUAUGGUCACCGAAGAGAUCGAGUACUUUCUUCGUAAGCUUACAGAAGCCAUGGGUGGCAGCUGGAUUGAGGAAAAGUUUGAAGAAUAUAAGAUGCAGUUGAUCACCAGACAGCAGUGUCUGAGCGUGUGGGAAAUGAUCGAACUGGUGGGAAUGGGUCACUUUAGUAAAGGCAUGGACCGCCAGACCCUCUCCAUGGGCAUCACUGAAGUUUUCCAGGAACUUAUUCUGGAUAUGCUCAAACAGGGCUACAUGAUGAAGAAAGGUCACAAAAGGAAGAACUGGACAGAACGAUGGUUCCUCUUGAAGCCCAACCGAAUUUCAUAUUAUGUUAGUGAAGAUCUUACAGAGAAAAAGGGGGAUAUUCUGCUAGAUGGAAACUGUUGUGUAGAGUCUUUACCAGAUAAGGAAGGGAAAAAGUGCCUUUUCUACGUCAAGUGCUCAGACAAAAGCUUUGAGAUCAGCGCCUCAGAUAAGAAGAAAAAGCAGGAGUGGAUUCAAGCUAUUCAGACAUGUAUCACGCUGCUGAGGGUCGGCCGUCCAGCUCCACACCACGAGUCACGGCAGAAACGGCGAGAGAUGCGGGAGAAGCAACAGGUCGAGCAGGAAGAGCUUGAACUGAGAAUGAGAGAGCUGCAGACAGCCAAUGAGAACAAACAGAGAGAGCUGGAGGCCUUGAGAAAGAAACUGGAGGAGGCUGCAGCCAACGCCGCAGAAGAGGAGCGCAGACGUCUGCAGACCCAGAACGAGCUGCAGGAUCUAUACAGUGUAGAAAUGGAGAAAGAGAAAAUGGUUCGCCAGCAAAUGGAAGAACAGGUGGCGCAAAAGUCAAGCGAGUUAGAGCAAUACCUGCAACGUGUGCGUGAACUAGAAACCAUGUACAACAGCCUAGAGGAAGCCCUUGAAGAGGAAAGACAAGCCAGACAGGAUGAGGAAACCGUCAGAAAACUUCAAGCCAGGCUGUUGGAAGAGGAGGUAUCUAAGCGUGCAGAGCUGGAGCAGAUACACCUGUAUCAACAGCAGACCAUUUCUCAGACACAAGCGGAGAAGCAGGAGCUGGAACGAGAAAGGUUGGCAAAAGAAAGCGCGCUGCAGGCCGCCAUGCAGCAGUUGCAGCAGCUUGAAUCUGACAGACAUGGUGCACUGGAGCAAUAUGAGGAGGUGAUGAAGAAACUUGAAGAUGCUGCCAAUAAUACAAAGAGCUGGAAAGACAAGUUGGCCCAACACGAGGGGCUCAUACGACUCAUUCAGCCAGGCCCUAAAGUCCCUCAGAAAAUCACAAAUUGGGGACCUGCGUCAUUCACAGAGACAGAACUGAGUCUGAGAGAGAAAGACUGGCAGGAAAAGAAAAGCCGGUCUGCUCCCACCCAAUAGUGCACAUCAAGUGUCCUGUUAACACAUUGUUGCAGUAGAUAGAAUCACUAGUGAAAUGUGUACACAGCAUUUGCGAGGUUAGUCUUUAAACACACUAAAAACAAAACUGUAGGUAGGCCUAUACAUGACUUUACAUAGGGUGAAGUGAAGUCUGGCCUGAUCAAAAGAUAUCGCAUCUCCUACCAUUCCAGUCUGUACUGUAACAUUCCAGUGUCAUUUUGCCAUGGCAUUGAAGUGAUUUUAUACAUUUGACGUUUUUGUAAGAUGUUUUACAUUGUGUGAACGUGUUCAUUUAGGUGCAUUUUCACCAAAGUAAUGGCAGAUGUUUUUGUACCCAUAGUUCAUGAGAUUUUAAUGAUGAUUUAAACUUUAUUAAUGUCAAACGUACAAAAUAAGUUAAUAAAUAACCAAGUAUUACAAUUACAAUAUAUUUUAAACCUGUCCAUUAUGUCAGCCAUUGACUUAAAUUAACAUUUUCAGCAGUUUUAAAAAGUAUCAAUACAUUUCACAUUCAUUUUUUAAAAGUUGAAUACACUGCACAAAAUGGACUAAUGAAACACAUUUAUAUAUAUAUAUAAUUUAUGUCAUUUUUUACUUUAUACAGAACAUUGACAUCUUUGUAAUUGUUUUAUCGGUUGUUACCUUACUUUAAAAUUAAGUUUCUCAUUCAGAGAGACACAAUUGCAGUAUUAACUAAUACUAUUAAUGUAAAUGAAGUUAUUAACAAAUUGUGUUUUAACAAAACUGUGUAUCUGUCUGUUCCUGAAAAUUUUCAGUCAUGAACAACAUUGUACCAAAUUGCUGUUUUCUUGAAACUAAUGCCCAGAUUUAAGACUGCAUCGUGCAUGAUUCAAUAAAAAGGCA
Triplophysa rosa is the source of this 2677-nucleotide messenger RNA. RefSeq names its product switching B cell complex subunit SWAP70b (gene swap70b). NCBI's taxonomy places the organism in Eukaryota, Metazoa, Chordata, Actinopteri, Cypriniformes, Nemacheilidae. The record is from RefSeq and is a predicted model, not a curated record. Gene Ontology annotation, molecular function: calcium ion binding. Bases 47 to 1813 code for a protein of 588 amino acids. Gene Ontology annotation, cellular component: nucleus; cytoplasm. The transcript has 12 exons.